This is a messenger RNA of Juglans regia (Persian walnut), 1909 nucleotides long. Its product is annotated as receptor-like protein 3. The transcript is spliced from 2 exons. Lineage: Eukaryota; Viridiplantae; Streptophyta; Magnoliopsida; Fagales; Juglandaceae. The coding region runs from base 9 to 1742 and encodes 577 amino acids. Gene Ontology annotation, molecular function: protein binding. The record is from RefSeq and is a predicted model, not a curated record.
AGCAAGUUAUGCUCCUUCAAGUUCAGAACUUACGAAGCAGGAAGAUGCAAUACUCUCUGCCUCAUGAUCUCCUCCUCACCAUCUUUCUCAUUUCUAGCAUUUUCUCUGCAAGUCAAGCAUGCAACCAAAAAGACCGCAACUAUCUCUUGUCCCUACCAUUUAAUACUUCUUCCCCUUCUUUAAAUUGGUCUGCCACUGAUUGUUGCAGUUGGGAAGGUAUUUCUUGUGAUCAUAAAGGUCGGGUCACUCAUAUUUGGUUACCCUCUAAAGGCCUCAGAGGGAGUGUACCUCCCUAUAUUGGAAACCUCACAAGUCUCUCCCACCUCAAUCUCUCCCACAAUGAACUUUCAGGUUGUCUCCCUGUGAGAUUCUUUUCCUCCUUCAAUCAACUCAAGGUCCUUGAUUUGAGCAACAACCAUCUAGCUGGAGAUAUAUCAUUCUUAUUUUCCUCUAAUGGCUCCUCUAACGGUUGGCCUUCCUCAAUCCGAGUAGUCGACAUCUCCAACAAUGACUUCAAUGGGAUCAUCCAAUAUUGGUUCCUCCAACGUGCACAGAAGUUGAACAAGCUCAAUGUAAGCCACAAUAGUUUCACAGGCUCUAUUCUCGACUCCCUCUGUAUGCAUUCUCCCUUUGUCAGGUUCCUUGAUUUCUCUUUUAAUCAUCAUGAUGGCCAAAUUCCUUACGGACUAGGGGGAUGUAGCAAACUAGAGAUUUUCCGGGCAGGUUUCAACUCGCUCUCAGGACUAAUUCCACAUGAUAUAUACAGUGCGACAAGGUUAGAAGAAAUCUCGUUACCUUCCAAUAAUCUUACGGGUCCCAUUAGCAAUGACAUUGUGAACCUUACCAAACUCACCUGCCUUGAGUUACAUGACAAUGAAUUGAGUGGCAAGCUCCCUGUAGAUAUUGGAAGGCUCAACAGAUUAAAGCAUCUACUCCUUGAUACCAACCACCUGACAGGUUCCCUGCCCCCAUCUUUGAUGAAUUGCACAAACCUGAUGACAUUGAACUUAGGGCUCAAUUUCUUUGAAGGAGAUAUUUCCACCCUUAAUUUCUCCCGUCUUCUUCAACUUGCUACACUCGACCUAUGGAAAAAUAACUUCACUGGUAGCUUUCCAGUAAGCCUUUCCUCAUGUAAGUCUCUAAGAGCAAUUCGAAUUGCCCGAAAUCAACUAGAGGGACAAAUCCCACCUGAGGUGGUUCAAUUAAAAUUCUUGUCUUUCCUUUCACUUAGCUACAAUAGGCUAACCAAUGUCACCGGGGCACUCAACAUUCUGAUGCGUUGCAAGAGUCUUAGCAUACUCCUCCUUACAAAGAAUUUUUUGCAUGAGGCCCUGCCAACAGAGGACAACAUGGUUGAUCCUGACGGAUUUCGGAAUCUCCAAUUCUUGUCUCUCGCUUGUUGUCAACUCACAGACAAUGAACUAUACGGAGAAAUACCAACAAGCACUCAGCUCCAAAGCUUUGAUGCUUCUGCAUACAAGGGCAACCCUGGACUUUGUGGUGCCCCACUUCCCAAGUGUGGCAAUCUUACAAGAGACAAGGACAUUCAUGAUGAGGAAGAUGGAGAUUCAAUCCCAUGGUUUCAUAUUAUUGUGGCGCUUGGCUUCAUUACAGGAUUUUGGGGAGUGUGUGGUCCUCUGGUAUUGUACCAUAAAUGGAGAGUCGCAUAUUUUUUAUUCCUAGACAAGUUAAAAGAUAGGCUCAAUGAGACAAUCGCAGCCAGUACUACUGUCUCUUGCUAGAUUGUGCAGAAGGAGCCAUAGUAUAUACAUGAUGUUCUUUGAGUAAUAAAUUGGGCUCUCUAGAGUUAGUCGUCAGUUUAGUUUCUGAUCAAGUUUCAACUUUUCAUCAAUUUAGCCGUUCUUAUACUCUAUAUCAAGUUCAAUAUGAUUCCCUUGCUCGGCUACAA